Molecule: messenger RNA, 2371 nt
Organism: Plectropomus leopardus (leopard coralgrouper)
Lineage: Eukaryota; Metazoa; Chordata; Actinopteri; Perciformes; Serranidae
Gene: loxl1
Product: lysyl oxidase-like 1
Biological process (GO): collagen fibril organization; peptidyl-lysine oxidation
Molecular function (GO): copper ion binding; protein-lysine 6-oxidase activity
Source: RefSeq, a predicted model, not a curated record
GCUUGCAGUCGUUCAGAGCUCAGACACUUCUUUCCAGAAGGCAGAGAGCAAUGCUCAGCCUACUGACAGGCAAGCCAGCAGACCGACCGGAAGUCAGGACAUAUUCUCACAGCGCUAGCAGAAAGUAACACCACCAGUUGGUCUUCUGAAGCCCACUUUUGCUCUCCUGGGUGUGAUUGCUCCUGAAUGCACAUUCAACCUCCUCUACUGCUGCUAGUGAAGACCUGCAGAUGCACUCAACCACAGGCUUACUUUUCAACCCUGUCUCAACACUCACACCACAGUUGUACCAGCGGGAAGAGGAUACACAUGUUUUAUUGACAGAGCUACAGGUGGUUUGAGUUUGAGCUGCUGCUGGACUGGAGGGUUUUUUUUUCCUGUGUGGUGAGCUGUGGCGUCUUUGGAGCCAGUAUGUUGCCUAUUGUUGUGGUAUGUUUGGUAUUUGUCCUGCUGGGAUCAGGGAAGGCUCAGGUUGCCACACAGACUCAGGGGCAGAGCCAGAGUCGGGGCCAGGGGCAGGACGGCUCUGCCACCCCUUGGAGGCAGGUGAUUCAGUGGGAGAACAAUGGUCGGCUGUUUAGCCUGCUGAACAGUGGAGCUGAAUAUGUCCCUGCUGGGACAGGAGCUCAGGACAGUGGUCCCAGGGUGGUGGUGGCAGACACUCGCGCACGCUCAUCACGUAGACCUCAGGGAGGCAAUGUCCGCCGACAGGCUCCAUCAAGAGGGUCCUCUGAGACUGUCCGUGGCCAGGCAAGACAUCCUUUUGGCUUUGGGCAAGUUCCUGAUAACUGGAGACAAACUGCAGGCAGCACAGGAGGUAGCCAGUUCCAAGGAUCCUCUAGCACUCGCUUCAGGCCAUCCACAGGCUCUUCUUCUUCCUCAUCAUCAUCAUCGUCAUCUUUUUCUUCAUCUUCGUAUAAUAUACCAUCCUACCCACAGAACCCUUUUCCUCCACAGCCUCCCUUCCAACCACUGCCAUAUGAUCCUAGUUUUGUAGAUGGACCAGUCAGGAGCUACGAGCCACCUUUUCAGCCUAUUCCUGGUGGAGGAUAUGGCGGUGGAGGAUAUGGUGGUGGAGGAUUUGGCGGUGGAGUGUAUGGUGGUGGAGGCUAUGUUCCUGGACAGGGGUACACUGGUGGAGGGUAUGGAGGUGGUCUGGCGCCAGUGCUCCCAGGCUCUCCGUCUGAUUUUACUGACGAAGGUUACCGUUACUAUCAGUCCUUUGGCUACGCGCCCAAUCCUGUGGUGCCUGCACGCGCUGCCCAGCCACCACUUACAGAUGGUCUGGACCAUAGAUACACCCACAGUCUAUUCAAUGGGGAAAAUGCUCCUGCAGUCCCAGCCGCCGAUGCCAACCAGGCAGGUCCUGUGAUAGUGGACAGGUCAGGACCAGCUGGUCAGCCUCAAGUCAGGAGCCCUCAGUAUGAGCAGUUUCCUCCAUUUGGAAGACCACAGCCUCCUUUCCCCCAUCCCAUUCCACAAGGCAGAAAUUCUCCAAAUUCUGGCCUCGAGAACCCCAGCGUAAGUGUCGGGAGUGUGUACCGUCCAGAACAAAGAGGCUUGCCAGAUCUGGUUCCUGAUCCCAACUAUGUCCAGGCUUCCACGUAUAUCCAGAGAGCCCACAUGUAUUCUCUCCGCUGUGCUGCGGAAGAAAAAUGUCUGUCAAGCUCUGCCUAUGGCCCUGAGACCACCGACUAUGAUGUUAGAGUCCUGCUGCGAUUCCCACAGAGGGUGAAGAACAAGGGGACUGCCGACUUCAUGCCCAACAGGCCACGUCAUACCUGGGAGUGGCAUAGCUGUCAUCAGCACUACCACAGUAUGGAUGAGUUCAGCCACUAUGAUUUACUGGAGGUCAGCACUGGCCGUAAAGUGGCAGAGGGACAUAAAGCUAGUUUCUGUUUGGAGGACACCACCUGUGACUUUGGUCAUCUGAAGCGCUAUGCCUGCACCACUCACACUCAGGGUCUGAGCCCAGGCUGCUACGAUACAUACAAUGCUGAUAUUGACUGCCAGUGGAUCGAUAUCACGGAUGUCCAGCCUGGAAACUACAUACUAAAGCUCCAGGUUAAUCCUAAAUUCCUGGUGAUGGAAUCAGACUUCACCAACAAUGUGGUCAGGUGUAAUAUACACUACACAGGGCGGUUUGUAACAACAACCAACUGCAAGAUCGCACAGUCUUGAUCAGGCGCUGGAAGGCUGCCACACUAGAGUGACCCUGAUUGCUAUUCCAUUGAAAUGUGAAUGGAAUCCAUUUGUUGUUGGUUUAUUGUUGAUGUUGUUUGUCUCUACUAUUUUGUGCUGUCUCGGUAUCUCGAGCCCAUGGCAAACAAGGGUUCCACUGGCACUGAAAAGAUUGUCGGGGUUAAAAAUA